Molecule: messenger RNA, 2180 nt
Organism: Helicoverpa armigera (cotton bollworm)
Lineage: Eukaryota; Metazoa; Arthropoda; Insecta; Lepidoptera; Noctuidae
Gene: Dhap-at
Product: dihydroxyacetone phosphate acyltransferase
Exons: 11
Coding region: 166-2175 (669 amino acids)
Biological process (GO): triglyceride biosynthetic process; phospholipid biosynthetic process; ether lipid biosynthetic process
Cellular component (GO): peroxisomal membrane; mitochondrial membrane
Molecular function (GO): glycerol-3-phosphate O-acyltransferase activity; glycerone-phosphate O-acyltransferase activity
Source: RefSeq, a predicted model, not a curated record
UUAAAACUCUAAUCAGUUAUUUACGAAAUAAGGAAUAUAUUGAAAACAAACAACUAGACAAAUCCUACGUGAAACCCUCAUAAAAUGGUUAUGUAGCCGCAUAACCUCGAACCGACGUGCAGUAAUGUGUUAGGUUUGUGAUAAUUUUGUUGAAAAAUAGUGAAAAUGACUGAGCAAGUAGAAUUUGUUGACAUCCUCGAGCCGAGGAGGACGCAGUCAGGCAUCUUCAGUUUCAUGACGAGGAACUGGCAUCCGCAACGUACUCUGAAAUUGGAUAAAUACUUCACGCCGCAAGAGCUAAAAGAUAUCGCUGCAAAUUCUGUAUAUUUAGACGCUUUUAUUGAAGCAGAAUGUUCCAGAAGUGGUCAGAGCAAAGAAAAGCUGCACCAGGAAGUACACAACUACUUGGAAGAGAUGGGCCUGGAUAAGAAGAUGCACGUCAUCCGGUGGAUGGGAGUCAUAUUCCUCAAGAUAUCAUUCAUGAUGAAGAUUAAGAUGUUUGUGAACGAAGCUGCAGCUUUUAAUCUAAAGUCAGUGAUGGGCAAUAAUCCAGUUCUGUUCCUGCCAACACACAGGAGCUAUGCAGACUUCUGUCUCAUGACCUACUUGUGUUAUCAUUUCGAUAUUGACUUUCCUGCAGUGGCAGCUGGCAUGGAUUUCUAUUCCAUGGCGGUAAUAGGGCGCCGUAUGAGAGAAACAUGCGCGUUCUACAUCCGCCGCACAUUGGCCGGCGAUCCGUUAUACGCUGCUACGCUCAAGCAAUAUGUACGAACUGUAGUGGGCAAGCAUGCUGCACCCAUCGAGUUCUUCCUUGAAGGCACGAGGAGUAGGAGCAAUAAGAGUAUGCCCCCUAAAUAUGGUAUGUUAUCAAUGACCCUGGUACCGUACUUCGCGCACGAGGUGACGGACAUCACGGUGGUUCCCGUCAACAUCAGCUACGAUCGACUGAUGGAACACUCACUCUUCGCGUACGAGCAUCUCGGAGUACCCAAGCCGAAGGAGUCUACUGGGGGCUUCCUGAAGGCGCUUCACACAUUAAACGACCACUUCGGCAACAUAUACAUCAACCUCGGCGCCCCACUCUCCAUCAGGGAAUUCCUCAAAAACGACACCUCCCACUCCCAAGAAACACUCAAACCUCUAGACAUGCAGCAACUCACCCCUGACCAGUUUAAACAAGUCCAAAGCAUUGCUGACUACGUCAUCACCUUACAGCAGAAGAAUACAGUUGCCACAAUCUCUAAUCUUCUGUCACUAGUAUUAAUGCAGAGUCUUAUGAAGAACGUGCCUUUGGAGUUCGAAGAAGUGCUUCAAGAAGUCGGCUGGAUGGUCCAGGAGUUAAGGAAUUUGGGCGCCACAGUCUUCGAGAAUGAUGUGAGGAGUAGCGUGGAGAGGAUCCUGGUGGUACAUCGGAAGAUGAUGAGGUUGGAUAAGGAGAGGCGGUUGAGACUGAUUUCUGGAAUUCUGGUGGAUUUGUCCAGUGAUGUUAAGAAGAAAAUGAAAGGUCACAUACUGCAAGCGCAGACGAUGGUGGCAGCAGUGCCGGUCAUACAGCUGCAGUUAUACGUGAACCCCAUACUGCACUACCUGGUGCCGCCUGCCAUCAUCUGCCUCAUUGUGCAUAGAUCUGCUACUGCUAGAGAUCGUUUGGAAGCCGAUUACCACCGCGUACGAAAGUUACUCAGUCACGAGUUCUUCCACUUGGAGAAGGAAGAACCCAACACAUUCGCCAAAGCGUUGGAGUACUGCAUACAAAACAGCGUUAUAUCGUAUAACGGUGAGUUGUACGCGCUGGGUGAGGACACGAAGCUGCAGUACCUGCUCAAGUGGUCCGUAUGGCCAGCGCUUACUUCGCUGUUGAAGUGCGCACAAGUUAUGACUGAGCAAUCAAGUUGUGCCCACAAGCAAGCCCUGAAGCUGGUGCAACAGCGGGUUGAGAGUGAGCGAGUGCACCCAUACUGCCUCAGUUUGGAAGCCACCGCCAACUGCCUCAAUGGACUCGUCGCAGCAAACGCCCUUGUUAGAAAUAAAGGAGAGGGCGACAUCAUUUACGAAUUGGUGCCUCAUAAAAUGCAGGAGUGUCACAAUCUAGUCAGUUCUAUUCUACCUACAUUUAGCGUAGACUUCACGAAUAAUGCCGUCGUUGUAGACCAUAAGGCCUUAUCUAGGCUUUAAUAAAA